Molecule: messenger RNA, 682 nt
Organism: Populus euphratica (Euphrates poplar)
Lineage: Eukaryota; Viridiplantae; Streptophyta; Magnoliopsida; Malpighiales; Salicaceae
Exons: 2
Coding region: 73-441 (122 amino acids)
Molecular function (GO): DNA binding
Source: RefSeq, a predicted model, not a curated record
UCCAUAUCAUUUGGCAAAUAGAUUUCUAAUUUUCUUUUACAAAUUUUUCUCAGCCCUUUUAAUUUACUAGAAAUGGAGGAGGUGGCAAUGGAAAAAUCAGUGUCCAAGAGUGAUGCAACAAAUAAUCGACUGGAACUUCCGAUGGAAAGCCUUAGCAAUUUCCCCAUCCCUAAUGGUCAAAAUCAUUUCGAAUUUGUUGCAAUGGACAUGGUAGACCGGCCAUGGGAAUUCAAGGUCUCCAUUCGCAACGAGGGAAAAUAUAAGAAGCCUUGGAUGUCAGGCCAAUGGGGGAGCUAUGCUCGUGAGAAAAGGUUGAAGCAAGGAGAUAGAGUUAAGUUGAUUGUGCAAGUGGAGGGAAAUGUUGUCAGGAGUUAUCGUAUCACGGCUGAAAGAAACCUGACGAUGGGCAUCUGGAUUCCAGUUGAAGAUUUUGCAAGCUAAAAAUGGAAAUAGUUAAGGUGUGUUAUAAGAAAUGUUGCCCCUUUCUUCCUUGAUGUUAACUCUUGUUGUUGUAAUUUUGGUAUUAAGUUAAUUAGCCCAGUGGCUUUGUACCUUGUAUCCUUCGUAGUUGUUUGCGCCAUUAAUCACUGGUUCCUGUACUUUAUGUGCUGUGUAGACUUACCAGUAUACACGGUGGUAUGUUGUGUAUUAAUUUCCGUAUUUUUCUUUUAUAAGAAAAGGG